Molecule: messenger RNA, 850 nt
Organism: Quercus robur (English oak)
Lineage: Eukaryota; Viridiplantae; Streptophyta; Magnoliopsida; Fagales; Fagaceae
Exons: 6
Coding region: 1-570 (189 amino acids)
Molecular function (GO): hydrolase activity
Source: RefSeq, a predicted model, not a curated record
AUGUAUUUGAUUUUUCUCAUACCAGCUGGUAGUCCUUCACAUGUUAGUGAACCAAAUGAAACGAUAUCAAGUCCUCAGUGGAAACUUGCAGACAAAAUUGCAAGAACUGGAUUCUUGGUGGUAGUUCCUGAUUUUUUCUAUGGUGAUCCGAUCAUUGAUUUCAAUGACCCUAACUUUGAUGUAAACUCAUGGUCAAACGUUCACAACGCGGAUAAAGGAAAUGAGGAUACCAAAGCUGUGAUUGCAGCUCUAAGAAGUAAAGGUAUUUCAGCCAUUGGGGCAGCAGGUUUUUGCUGGUUUGGGAUGAUGUUAAAGUUCAUUGUUUCAGAUGUGAAAGUUCCUAUUGCUAUAUUAGGAGCUGAGAUUGACCAUAUUUCCCCACCGGAACAACUGAAACAGUUUGGAGAGAAGUUGUCAGCAAAAUCUGAGUUUGAUAGCUUUGUGAAAAUAUUCCCUGGUGUGGCUCAUGGAUGGACAGUAAAGUACAAUGUUGAGGAUGAGUCAGCUGUAAAAAGUGCUAAAGAGUCUCAUUUGGACAUGUUAAAUUGGUUUGCCAAGUAUGUCAAGUGAAAAUUGAUUUGUAAACUGAUGCAGACACCAGAUAUUGUGCCAAUUUGACCUAGAUUUUGUGCUUUAUUUGAGUUUUGAAUAAGUUUGAUUUUUAUUUUGAUUGGGGUCUUUUUUAUAGGAUUAAAUUAAUGACAUGAUUCUAGAUUUUCUUGUUGAUUUGUUCCUAAAAGCCCUAAACCCUAAAAUCCAUUAGACAUGGCAUUGGUACAUGUUCAAAAUAUCUGUCAAUCUGUCAUGCAAAUCCCAUUCCUAUUAUCCUAGCCAAUAACUUGAAUGGGUU